This is a messenger RNA of Aureobasidium melanogenum CBS 110374, 2253 nucleotides long. RefSeq lists its product as uncharacterized. The coding region runs from base 1 to 2253 and encodes 750 amino acids. The record is from RefSeq and is a predicted model, not a curated record. NCBI's taxonomy places the organism in Eukaryota, Fungi, Ascomycota, Dothideomycetes, Dothideales, Saccotheciaceae. The transcript has 3 exons. Gene Ontology annotation, cellular component: cytoplasm.
AUGCCUCGCAACAAGUCGUCCUCAACACUGAACUCUGUCUUUGGAGGAAAGUCUCCGCCGCCUCCUGCCACAUCUCCUCCGCUUCCUUCUCUUCCUUCCGUCUCGGGCUCCAAUACGAACCUCGCUGCCAUGAAUGGCAGCAAGACCCCUCCACUUGGCUCCCGACCAGCGCCCUCAAAUAACAACAGCAGUCGCUACAGCAUUGCUGGUUCGAUCAAUGGCUCACCGAAACCCACCCAAUAUACAUCUCCGCUUGCACCUCGCGUUCUGUCGGCAUCCGAGGGUUCCUGGGUCCACCAAAAAGUCCUUCUCAUAUACGGCCAGGUCGGUGACCCAUCACAGCCCUUAGACGGUGACAUUGUCGUCUGUUCGCAUCAAGACUGUUUCCCUCCUAUGACUUGGCCCGUCAGCGACUCGCAUUUUAAGGCACUCGUAUACCUGCAACCCGGACCCAACCGGCUCCGCCUCGACUUUAUCCCUCGUCAGCGUAGACCUUCGCAAAACCAGCUCAAUGGCCAGCCCGCCCAUUCUUCCUACUUCCAAAUCAAUUACCUCCCCAUGAACACCUCACCACCUCUCCACCUGGCCAUUCUGGUUGCAAAAGAUUCACCGAGAACAUUCGAUGCGGUCCCUGAGCGUAUCAAAACCGAGGGCAAUGGCCUAGAAACAGCGGUGCGCAAAUUCCGUAUGGCUGCUUAUCUGUGGCAAGCCUUUACAGGCGAGCAGAUGAACCGUCAUGGUUUCGGCCGUCGCUGCUUCCGCUAUGAGGAGGAAUGGCAACAGGGUACCUUGACCGGCCGUGAUCUUGCAACUGGGCAAAUGCGUAACGAGGCCAAGAUUCACAUCAUUACCCUGGAUAAGACUGUUGCCGAGAUUCAAGAUCUCAACAUCGCACAACAGUACGAGCCGGCGAAACAAAAAGGCGAUCUGUUUUCUUUCGCCAUGGACGCUGUCAAAAAUCACUUCAAACCUCGACCGGGCCAGAAAGAGUAUGUCUCGUGCAUGUUCUUGGAUACACAUUGGGAUCCUAAGGUCGGAACGGUGAGAGGUCACGCUGCUCUUGGAGGCGGCGACGAACAGAUCAAACUUGCAAUUUUCGGUUCUCAUUCCCUGCAAUCUUAUCCCGCGCACCUUGAAGAAGUUGUACCCGCGUUCACUGAUUGCACGAAGACUGACACGAAAUACGUCGCAAAUGAUUGCAACGAAAGCGGGAGCAACUGGGAAGCUGCCAACAUCGGAAUCGGUGCUCACAUGCACGAAACCGGCCACUUGUUUGGCUGCCCUCACCAGGAAUCUGGCGUCAUGCUUCGUGACUAUGUUCGUCUGAACCGCACUUUCACCACCAGAGAACCUUACUCAACUCGCACUGAAUCACAAGGCAUGCGUCUCUGUCUCCAGCAGGAUGAAUGUGCAUGGCACAGGCUGGAUGCCUUGAGAUUCAGACUACACCCCUGUUUCGCACUGCCUACUGAUAUGAGCGUUCCUCCGGAAGAUAGCAUUCAAGUAUGGGCUGUUGACAAGGGAGCUGCUCUGGUCACUGCAAGCACGGGCAUAGCAUUCAUCGAGAUCUACACCGAGGGCGAUGACCUUUGCCGUCACUGGAUCGAAUAUCUAGAUCCUAGCAAUGGCUCGGUUGCACCUCGCCAAAUCACGUUGACAGAAGCAGAUCUAAGAACCAGAGUAGGAGAGGCUAACAAGAACAAGAAGCUGAAGAUCAAGAUCUUCUCUCUUGGCCAGGGCGAUCAUGAAGUUGCUGAUUUUGCUCAGCACGUGAGCAAGGAUUCUAAGUUGAAGCUUCCGGACAGCAGAGUUGGCUUCAGAGGUUCAAAGGUCGGAUUUUCGCAAAUGGAUGGAACUCAGCCUCAAGAAGUGCUUCUGCGUUCAUCACACGAGAAACGCAAGCUCUUAGUCGCGAUUAAAGUUUACCACGGGUUUGCACUUGACGGUCUCGAAUUCGUGUAUGAGGACGGAGAGAGUCAACUGUUCGGAAAAAGAGGCGGCAAGGCAGGCGGUGAUGAGUUCACCUUCAACGCAAGAUUCGGCGAAACAUUGCUGGGCUUUAAUCUGAGAGCUGGUCUCUGGAUUGACGGUAUCCAGAUCCUGACCAGCGGCGGUCGCCGUAGCGAGUGGUAUGGCAACAAAGAUGGUGGUAGCGGGUGCAGUCUGAUUCCUCCCAGAGGGUACAGCAUUGCUGGUGUGUACGGCACAUGUGGACAGUGGCUUGAUGGUUUCGGUCUGAUCAUCACUCGCUGA